CAAAUUGAAAUUGACGUUUUAAGAUUGAGGUUAUAAAGCAAACAACAACAAAUAUUUUUACCGGUUUUCAGUUUGUAGUUGUAUAUUACAGUAAAAAUGUCUAGCAAACCUAAUUCUAAACGUACAAUUUAUGUUGGAGGCCUAGCAGAAGAGGUAGAUGAGAAGGUGCUCAACGCAGCGUUCGUUCCUUUUGGCGAUUUAGUAGAUGUUCAAAUACCUUUGGAUUAUGAGACUGAGAAGCACAGGGGCUUCGCUUUUAUUGAAUUUGAAAAUGCCGAAGACGCUGCAGCGGCUAUAGACAAUAUGAAUGAUUCUGAACUAUUUGGUCGCACAAUAAGAGUGAAUAUAGCUGCUCCACAACGCAUCAAAGAAGGUUCUACUAGGCCGGUCUGGUCCGAGGACUCCUGGUUACAGAAACAUGCUGGAGAAACAUUAACUGUAACAAAAGAUAAGGAUAAAGAAAAUAAAGAGGAAGGUACUAAGGAAAAUGCAGAGACUGCUGCUAUACCAACGAAACCAUCAGAGAAGCGUAAUCCACAAGUAUACUUUGACAUAAGCGUGGGCAAGCAAUCCCUAGGCCGGGUGAUAAUGAUGUUGAGAGCGGACAUUGUGCCCAAGACUGCAGAGAACUUUAGAGCACUGUGCACACAUGAGAAGGGAUUUGGGUACCAGGGCAGCAGUUUUCACAGGAUCAUACCGGAUUUUAUGUGUCAAGGUGGUGAUUUCACCAACAACAACGGGACAGGCGGCAAAUCGAUAUACGGCCGCAAGUUCGAAGAUGAGAACUUCACGUUACGACACACGGGCCCCGGUAUACUCAGUAUGGCGAACUCGGGCCCCAAUACUAAUGGAUCGCAAUUCUUUUUAUGUACCGCUAAAACGGACUGGCUGGACGGCAAGCACGUGGUGUUCGGUCACGUGAUCUCCGGGCUGGACGUGGUGAAGAAGAUGGAGAAGUACGGCAGCAAGAGCGGCACCGUCUCCAGCAAGGUCACCAUCAGCAACUGUGGAGAAUUACAAUGAUCAUUACUA
Messenger RNA from Helicoverpa zea (corn earworm), 1032 nucleotides. RefSeq names its product peptidyl-prolyl cis-trans isomerase-like (gene cyp33). Gene Ontology annotation, cellular component: intracellular membrane-bounded organelle. The coding region runs from base 97 to 1023 and encodes 308 amino acids. The record is from RefSeq and is a predicted model, not a curated record. The transcript is spliced from 5 exons. Gene Ontology annotation, molecular function: peptidyl-prolyl cis-trans isomerase activity; RNA binding. Gene Ontology annotation, biological process: protein folding; protein peptidyl-prolyl isomerization. Lineage: Eukaryota; Metazoa; Arthropoda; Insecta; Lepidoptera; Noctuidae.